AUGGAUGAAGAAAUAUGGAGUGGUUCUUCAAGUGAGGGCAUUAAUGAGAUUAAUAUUGAGAAUGAAAUGGAGGAAACAGAAAAUGUAGAAGUCGAACCUGAAAAUGUAGAAGUUGAAACUGAGGAUCCUAAGGUGGGAAUGAUGUUUAAGUCAAGUGACGAAGUUUAUGAAUAUUAUGCAACAUAUGGGAAGAAAAAUGGUUUUGCGGUGUCUAAGAAAAAUUGUAAAAAGGGAGGCGAUGGGGAGAAAAAAUAUAUAACUCUUGCUUGUACUCGUGCUAGGAAGGCAAUAAUCAAAACAAGCAAUCCAGUUAAAUUACGGCCACAAACAAGAACGGGAUGCAAAGCUUGCAUUAAUGCAAUUCUACAACCCGAUGGAAUGUGGCUAUUGCGAUCCUUAGUACUUGAGCAUAACCAUAAAAUGAGUCCAACCAAAUCUCGUUUUUUCAAGCAAAAUAGGAUACUUGAGCCGCAUGUGAAGAGGAGAUUUGAAUUAAAUGAUAGAGCGGGGAUUAGGAUGAACAAAAAUUUCACUUCACUUGUGUUGGAAGCUGGAGGGCGUGAGAAGUUGUCAUAUUUAGAGAAAGAUUGUAGGAAUCAUAUAGACAAAGUUCAUUGUUUACGACUUGAGGAAGGAGAUGCCACUGCAAUGUAUAAUUAUUUUGUGAAAAUGCAAGGUGAUAAUUCAGACUUUUUUUAUGUCUUGGAUUUGGAUGGAAAUGGUCGAUUACAAAAUGUAUUUUGGGCCGAUGCGAGGAGUAGAGCAACAUUUAAAGAGUUUGGGGAUGUGGUCACAUUUGACACAACAUACUUGGUAAAUAAAUAUGAUAUGCCAUUUGCCCCAUUUGUUGGUGUGAACCAUCAUGGACAGUCGACAUUGUUGGGUUGUGGACUUAUUUCACAUGAAGACACAGAGACAUUUACAUGGCUAUUUCAGUCUUGGCUUGCAUGCAUGUCUGGAUUCCCUCCCAAUACUAUUAUUACAGAUCAAGACAAAGCCAUGAAAAAAGCCACACAGAUUGUUUUCCCUAAUGCGCGUCACCGAUGGUGUUUGUGGCAUAUUAUGAAAAAAUUGCCUGAACAAUUGAGAGGAUACAAGGAAUAUGAAGCAAUAAAAUUUGGUAUUCAGAAUGCAGUUUAUGAUUCAUUAACUACAGAAGAAUUUGAAGAAAAUUGGGGUAAGUUCAUUGAGGAGUAUCAACUUCAUAGCAAUGAUUGGUUACUUAGGUUGUAUGAGGAAAGACAUCGAUGGGUACCUGCGUUUGUCAAAGACAUUUUUUGGACAGGAAUGUCAACCACACAGCGUAGUGAAAGCAUGCACGCAUUCUUUGAUGGGUACAUUAACUCGAAAACCACUUUGAAACAAUUUGUGGAGCAAUAUGAAAAUGCUAUGGCAAAGAAGGUUGAAAAUGAAAAUGGUGAAAAAUUCAAUUCUCUCAACUCAUACAUCCCAUGCAUAACUCAAUAUCCAUUUGAAAAGCAAUUUCAAAAUGCUUACACAAUUGCAAAAUUCAAAGAGUUCCAACAGGAGGUUGUAGGAAAGAUUUAUUGCAAUUUGUCUCUGUGUUCAGAAGAUCUUAAUUUUUCUGUGUAUGAAGUAAGUGAAGAUGUUCCCUUUGGAGAAAGCCUUAGACUUGCAACUUUCACAGUAUAUUUGAAAGAGGACAGCUCUGAAACAAAUUGUAGUUGUCAGUUGUUUGAGUUUAGGGGAAUAGUGUGUAGGCAUCAAAUUGCAGUGCUCAUGAAAAAAAGGAUUCAUCAUAUGCCAGACAAGUAUAUUUUAAGAAGAUGGAACAAAAAUGUGAAAAGAUGUCACACUAAAGUGCAUAUCAGUUAUGAUAACUCUUCUAUUAAGCCUAAAGCACGUCGCUAUGAUAAAAUGUUCAAUGUUUUCAAUGAGGUGGCUGAUUUGGCAACUAGUUGUGACAAUAAGUGUGAUAAGGUGGUUGAACAGUUACGUGAACUAAAAGGGGAGUUGAAAGAAGAAGUUGAUGUUGUUAGUGGAAGUAACAAGUUUGGUUCUAUGAGUACUCAGAAUGCUUAA
Messenger RNA from Camellia sinensis, 2043 nucleotides. Lineage: Eukaryota; Viridiplantae; Streptophyta; Magnoliopsida; Ericales; Theaceae. The record is from RefSeq and is a predicted model, not a curated record.